Messenger RNA from Aspergillus sclerotioniger CBS 115572, 2433 nucleotides. RefSeq lists its product as uncharacterized. The transcript has 5 exons. NCBI's taxonomy places the organism in Eukaryota, Fungi, Ascomycota, Eurotiomycetes, Eurotiales, Aspergillaceae. Bases 476 to 2290 code for a protein of 604 amino acids. The record is from RefSeq and is a predicted model, not a curated record.
CCACGCUCAAAGAAUCGCACUACGACUUUGCAGGAAGAUCAUCCCUCCAAUCGCCCCCAAUCUCACUUGAGAACACGAAAGGUACGAAAGGUUCCCGUCGGUUAGGCUUGGGUCGACUCCGCCCCUUUGAAGGAUGCAACCUCAGGAGCUACUCCAGGAACCUCACCACGGAUGGCUCAUCAUGUCCUGAAUGGGUUGUGUCAGAAUCUUGACGGGGUCUCCGACCUGGUGUUUUGAAGCCACGCGGAAAUUGUUGGUUGGGGGCCAACGAUUCAUCUGACUUAAAUAGACUGGAUGGCAUCGACGAAUCUCGGACAAAUCAUACCAAUCUACCCUCUGAUUUUGUCACUCUUUCCGUCCCUAGGGACAGUCGCUCUUUUUUGUCCAAUUGCAAGGACAGUCGCUCUUUACUUCACUCCAACCCAAUUCCUUCUUUAUCUCAAACGUCCGAAAACCUGGUUGUUUCCGACUCAAGAUGAUCAAUCCUCUCCAGUAUGAAGUGGCCACCGGCCUUUUGGCUUCCCUUCUCGUUCAACAGGGUUUGUCGCUGGAGUUGGCGGCCUUUAACCCCUCUACAUCAAGUGCAACACAGGCCAAGGUGGCAGUGGCCGGAAGUGCAGCCGAGUCCAUGGACUAUUCUAGCAUCGACCUGCGGACCAGUCACUCCUUCUACUGGGGCGCCUCUAGUGGUUCCGGAUAUACCUUGGGGAAUCUGACGCUCACGGACGAGAGUGUCCUUCCUAUGGAGACUUUCAGUGACCUGCUGCACACCAUUCAAUGUACCAACUCGAGCAUGCACUUGGUAUUUGCCGACUCUGACGCAUACUCCUAUGCGAAGAAUUCGUGGAGCUGGGUGAAUGAUGCCAGCAACCGCACGUUUCUCAUGGUUGCCGGUGUCAAUCAGUGUAGCUGGAAUACCCAGCGUGUUCCUUUCGUUAUUACAUCCGCCAGUUUCCACGAUAACUCCACCGCAGCAAUGCUGACCGGCAACUCAGCGACAUGGGAUGAUGUUCUCAACAAUCAUGAGCUUACAAUCGGCAAGGCCCCGAGCGACAUGGAGGUUGCUCUCUCUAAGAGAAUUAGUGGGACCAAGACGGGUUCGAUCAGCGUUGAAAAAACCAUGUCCGACAAAUCCGUGAAAUUGCUCUCAAAUGAUGACCUCACUCUCAGCGCUGAAUGCAAAUCAUGCGGUACCAGUGGAUCACUCGAUCUUUCCUUUAAGUACAAAGUGACAACGGCAAAAAGCGGCAUCUUUGGUUCGAUUGGGAGUGUUCUCGAGGAUAAAUGGAAGGUUGACACCGCAGAGCUCACCGUUACGCCCAGUGACCUUGCUGUGGACAUUACCCCAGCGCUGGAGCUGAGUGGAAACUUGACGAAAUCGUAUACUAAAGAGUACGACUUUGAUGCCCUCACGCUUGAAGGAAUCCACAUUCCAGAUGUCUUCACCUUGGACGUGAAUCUUGAGUUCGGAAUCGGAGCAACUGCUGGCCCUGUUAAUGGCGACGCGUCCAUUUCCUACCCAAUGAAGGUCUCGAUUUCCGACGAUGCAGAGGCCGUGUUCCAGAUCGUCGACGAGAAGAUUACCAAGAAGGACUGGACCCCGACCAUUACAACCUCGGGUGUUCAGCUGAGUGCCGAGAUUGAUGCUACUCUCGAGGCUUAUAUCAAAGCGUCCCUCGAGUUGACUUUGUCGGUCGGCAAAUCUUGGGGAUACGAAGCCGGAAUUUACCUCAAGCCUUUCCUGAGUGCUGACUUCACUGCCGAAGCCUCCACGACCGGUACUUGCUCGGACACGUCCAAGAACUACCACUACGCCAUCGAAGUGGCACCGUCCGCUGGAAUCGAGCUCGGUGCGGAUGUGGCGAAAGUAAGCGACCAAGGGAACCCGCUUGCGGAUGUGACCCUCGCGUCCUACACCAAGGCGAUGUCGACAACCUGUAUCGGGUUCGAUAGUAUCACGUCGACCAAGACUACCACGUCUGAGAAGACCACCUCCACCAGUGAAAGCAAGUCUACGGAGUCAGACAAUACGACCGAGUCCAAGAAGACGUCCACUGAAACCAAGUCCACGACCAAGACCAAGUCUACUUCGACCAAGUCUUCCCCUAGCAGUGCCUCUGCAUCUGCGACUGCGCACUUCUCCACUCACGCAAGUUCCACCCACGCGAGCACCACGCCUAACUCAUGUGGUACGACCAAGGCGUCGAGUUCCUACGUGGCUGCCAGCUCGUCUGCUCACUACAGUGCGCACAACCAUGCCCGAGGCUUCAGACACCAUGGUGGAUUCUAAGCCACUGCUUGGUGAAGGCCCCUAAUAAUAGCUACAUAUGUUAUGAUGUUCACUUCUCUUCUUCGGUAUAUGUACGGAAAACUGUACUAUUUAAAAUAAAUUAGUUAGUUGCAUGUAACGUUGAAGCAUGCCACCGUUAUGAU